AUGGCGGGAAGAGGAAGAGGAAGAGGAAGAGGAAGAGGAAGAGGCAGAGGUAGAGGCGGAGGCAGAAACGGGUCAAAGCAAGAAGACCCAGAAAGCCACAGAGACCAAGAAGUCCAGGAAACUCACGAGAAUGGUGUCUCAGAAAACGGUAGCUUGGAAAAGGAGGAGACUUUGGGGAAUCAAAGUGAUGGGUCAAAAGGGGUUGCUGAGACUAUGAAGAAGAAGAAGCGUGGCAGGAAGAGUAAGAAAGAUUUGGAGGCUGAUAAAGUGGAAAUCAUAAUGGGGAAGGAGGAGCAUAGUUUGGAAAAACAAAAUGGAGAGGAAGGGGAAGAUAAAGGGGUUGCUGAGACUAUGAAGAAGAAGAAGCGUGGCAGGAAGAGUAAGAAAGAUUUGGAGGCUGAUAGAGUGGAAAUCAUAAUGGGGAAGGAGGAGCAUAGUUUGGAAAAACAAAAUGGAGAGGAAGGGGAAGGUAAAGGGGUUGCCUUGUCUGAGAGGGAGAGCCGAGGAAGGAAGAGAAGCAGAGAUUUGGGGAACUCUGAUGAAAGUUUGAGAAAGUCGGCAGGUUAUUCGCUUAGGCCUGUAAAAGUUCCUCUAAUGCAAGAAGAGCAAACAAAAAAUAAGCAUUCUAAAGAAUUUGUUGAGGAGCAAUCCUUAAUGUGCCAUCAAUGUCAGAGGAAUGACAAGGGCAGGGUUGUUCGCUGCAAAAGUUGUAAGAGAAAACGAUAUUGCGUUCCUUGCAUACAGAACUGGUAUCCUCAGACAUCAGAGGAUGCCAUUGCUGAGUCUUGUCCAGUAUGCCGUGGAAAUUGCAAUUGCAAAGCAUGCUUGCGCAUAGAUGUACCUGUGAAGAAUUUGAUCCUGGAUUUUAAAAUUGAGGACGGUGAAAAAGUUGAGCACUCUAAAUAUUUGAUUCAUACUUUGCUUCCAUUCUUGAAAAGAAUUAAUGAUGAGCAAGUUAUUGAGAUGGAGAUGGAGGCUAGGAGACAAGGUACAUUCUUUCUGUCUCUUUCACACAGGUUUAACUGUUUUGGAGCUAAAGACAAAAAGUCAGAUGUAAAAGCUGAUGAGCGUGUGUAUUGCAACAACUGCAAAACUUCGAUUUUUGAUCUUCACAGAACCUGUCCUAGUUGUUCAUAUGACCUCUGCCUCAACUGUUGUCGGGAGAUCCGAGAUGGACGCUUGCAGGGAGGUGGGGAGGAAGUGAUUAUGGAAUAUGUCAGUCGGGGCCUAGACUAUUUGCAUGGUGGAAAGGAAAAGGUGGAACUGCCUCCAGAAACUAGCCCUAAGUGUUCUGGAAGGUCAACAUUUGAGUGGAAACCAAAUGAAGAUGGAAAUAUUCCUUGCCCCCCAAAGGACAUGAAUGGUUGUGGUGAUGGUAUUUUAGAAUUGAGAUGCAUGUUUCCCGAAAAUCACAUCAGGGAGUUGGUAAAGAAAGCAGAAGAAAUAGACAAAGCUUACAAUCUCAUGCGUUUAAGUGAAACUUUGACAGAAAGGUGUUCAUGUCUCAACUCUGUGGACGAUGUUGGCUCAAGCAGCACUAAAUCAAGGAAAGCAGCUUCUAGAGUUGCUUCUGAUGAUAACUAUUUGUACUGUCCAAGGGCUGGAGAUAUCCAGUGUGAUGAUUUUAAGCAUUUUCAGUGGCAUUGGUUCAGGGGUGAGCCCGUAAUUGUGAGUAAUGUGCUUGAAACUACAAAUGGUUUAAGCUGGGAACCAUUGGUCAUGUGGCGUGCUUGUCGUCAGAUGAAACAUAUUAAGCAUGGUAGACAUUUGGAUGUGAAGACCAUUGACUGCUUGGAUUGGUGUGAGGCGGAUAUCAAUAUACACCAAUUUUUUACUGGAUAUUCGAAGGGCCGGUUUGAUUGGGAAAAUUGGCCUCAGAUUCUGAAACUUAAGGAUUGGCCGCCGUCUAAUUUAUUUGAGGAGCGCCUUCCUCGUCAUGGUGCUGAGUUUAUUUGUUGUUUGCCAUUCAAGGAAUAUACCCAUCCUCGCAGUGGUUAUCUGAACCUCGCGACCAAAUUGCCUAAGAAGCCUAAGGAUUAUGUAAAGCCUGACAUGGGGCCCAAGACAUAUAUUGCCUAUGGUUUUGCCCAGGAGCUUGGGCGUGGAGAUUCUGUAACCAAGCUUCACUGUGAUAUGUCUGAUGCGGUCAAUGUUUUGACACAUACUACUGAAGUGACCCUUACUCCUAAGCAACUUGCUACUAUAGAAAAGUUGAAGAAAAAGCAUAUGGAGCAAGACCAAAGGGAAUUUUCUGGGGAUUGUCAGACUCAGGAUGACUUUACGGAUAGUGGUAAUCCUGGCAGUGGAUCGUGUUCCAGGGAUGCAAAUGAUAAAGAAUUUUGUCUUGAAGUUGGUAAUAAAAAAAGUGGUUCAUCGGUUCAAGAGUUGGAUAAAUCAAAUGUUGGGAAUGAUGGAAACUUUUCAAAGGGAUCUGAGUCUGAAAAGAUUGUUUCAAAGGGAUCGGAGUCUGGAAAGAGUGUAGAGGAAAAAUUAGAUCAUGAUGAAAGUGGUGAAAAUAGUGAGCAUUCAAUAAAUACUGGGAAUAAGUUGGAAAGGUCAAAUGAAGCAGAAGGUGGUGCUUUGUGGGACAUUUUCCGGAGGCAGGAUGUUCCUAAGCUGGAAGAAUACCUCAGGAAGCACUCUAAGGAAUUCAGGCACAUACACUGUUGUCCAUUGCAGCAGCAUAAAAAGAAGCUCAAGGAAGAAUAUGGAAUUGAACCAUGGACGUUUGUCCAAAAACUUGGGGAUGCUGUCUUUAUUCCUGCGGGUUGUCCACAUCAAGUAAGAAACUUGAAGUCAUGCAUCAAAGUUGCGAUGGACUUCGUUUCACCUGAAAAUGUCAGCGAGUGCUUCCGCAUGACAGAAGAGUUCCGAAAACUUCCACAAAAUCAUAGGGCAAAAGAGGACAAGUUAGAGGUCAAGAAAAUGAUUGUUCAUGCUGUUAACAAUUUGAUGUCUCCAGAUCAGAAAGCAAGAGCCAAUGCAUGGUCGGAGGUGUGCUGGUGUCUCAAAGUCUGUGGCAAAACCUGA
Messenger RNA from Prunus armeniaca (apricot), 3030 nucleotides. NCBI's taxonomy places the organism in Eukaryota, Viridiplantae, Streptophyta, Magnoliopsida, Rosales, Rosaceae. The record is from the annotation of a GenBank genome assembly.